Messenger RNA from Styela clava, 2365 nucleotides. The record is from RefSeq and is a predicted model, not a curated record. Lineage: Eukaryota; Metazoa; Chordata; Ascidiacea; Stolidobranchia; Styelidae.
AUUGAAAUCACCUGGCGAUCUAUAUAUAUACCAUCUGUCGUUUUUAUUACUCAAACAAAAAAUCAAUUCAGUGAAUACAUUUAAAUCAGGUAAUGUAUAAACAAUUUGACAAAUAAAAUUUAUAUACGUACUGCAAUCAAUUGAAGUUACAAUGCCUAAUGGAAUUAUGAUGUGUGAAUACAAGGUAGUAAAAUUAUAAUUUAAAAAUUUCACAGUUAUUUCAUUUGAACGAUACAGCUUUCUGUCAGACAUUUCUUAACAUUCCAACAGCCUUUCAGUAGAUAUUUGUCCUGAUCAAUCAUUCAUAUUCUGCGAUCACCUUCCAUAUUGCACGUUGCGUUUCAGAUCGGGCAGGCAAGCUGUCACCAAGAUUGUUACUUUCCGUAAAACGCCAAGACACCACAAUGUCAGUUUCCGGUUUGACAUAUGCGUCAAGAUAAUGGCUAAAUAAAAUGGCUACAGAAGCAUUUUGAGGCUCGUUAAUACUUGCGAGGUUGUCAAUGAGAAUACCUGCAAGCGAGUAAAUAAGACUUAUAGACUUUAUACAUAUGAAAUAAGUAGUUCGAAACAGCUGAAUAGAUUCCAAGGAAAGACAAAAUGAGAGUUUCAGGUUGGAUAUGUAAAUCAUAGCAAAUUUAAUGAUUCUACCCAAGUGUAGUCCAGGUGUAAGUUUUGGCUAUUUUUCCAACCAACUUAAUAUCGACAGAAUUAAAACAGUGGAAUAGAAACAGCAUACCAACUACAUAAUAUAUAAAAAGAACAGGUUUGUAUGUGCCUCAAAUCAGCCUCAUUCUUAGUUUCUUCAAUCAUUAACGGCAUACUUUUACAUCCGUCAAUCUUUAUGUUUCAUUCCGGAAUAAAACUAAAUGCUCAAUUUGUACAUUGUUAUCUACCAAAAGUACUUUGGCAUUGUUGUAUUUUAUUAAUUUAUCCAAAUCACAAACUGCUUUUCACAGCUUUCUGCUUAUAGUUGAGCAAUACAGAAUAGUCAAAAUGGUUGCUCUGAAAUAUUUGUACUUCAUGUUGGCAAUAUUGCAAGCAUUGAAUGAAUCAUACAGUUAUAAACCAGUGAUUAUUAUUCACGGAAUUCUGGAAGGCGCUUCUGGAUUGGAAGAAUUGAAAUCCUAUAUCGAUAAGGCUCAUCCAGGAACCGAGGUUCAUGCGAUUGACAUGUUUGAUUACUACAAUAGUUUCGAACCUAUGUGGAAUCAAGUGGAGGCAAUUAGAAAUGUAACACAUUCCAUCAUGAAAUCUGCAAAAAACGGAGUUCAUAUAAUCGGAUAUUCUCAAGGUGGUCUGAUUGCUCGAGGACUGAUUCAAACUACCGAUGACCACAAUGUUGACAAUUUCAUUGCUUUGUCUUCACCUCUGAAUGGGCAAUAUGGUGAUACUUACGUAUUCAAUUGGUUGUUUCCGCAUAUAAUUAAAGAAGAAAUGUAUAAGUUAUUUUACACAAAAUAUGGACAAAGCUGGUCUAUUGGAAAUUAUUGGAAAGAUCCACAUGAAAUUACUCGUUAUGAAGAAUACAGCGAUUUUCUUGCUCAGUUGAACAAGGAAGUCAAAGCAGAAAACAGCAAAUUCAAAACAUCGUGGAAAAACAAUUUUACUCGACUGAAAAAAUUAGUGUUGAUCGGAGGACCAGACGAUGAAGUCAUAACUCCAUGGCAAAGUGCACAAUUUGGAUUCUACAACGGACACGAACUUGUUGAACCGAUGAAAAAUCUAAAGGUUUACCGAGACGAUUCAUUUGGGCUUCUUACGCUUGAUAAAUCUGAAUCAAUUCAAACCUGCACAUUUCCUGGUGUGAGACAUCUUCGAUGGCCCAAGACACCAACAGUAUUCGAAAAAUGCAUCGAACCUUUUCUGACAUAAAACGAAAUUGAUUUUUAUUGCAAACAACGAUACUGAUAUUCAGUCAUAUGUAUAUUAUUCAUUCUUUGUUGAAAAAUUGCUUUUCUCGCAGAAUGAAAAUUGUAUGCGAACAAUAUUACAUUGAUUAACAUAUUUUAUAAUACCGAGACCACAGGUUUCUCUACACGUAAGAUUUUCUCCAGCAUCUACAUUACUAUAUACAUCGAAACGUGGAAAGACGCUGCUAAAUUAAUUUCUCUGUCCGAUACUGGACUGGUGAACGACUAGAGCCCAUGGUUUGUAGUACGUUUUAAUAAUCAUCGUCUUUCAUGUCAUGGAAUAAAUAAAAUAUCCUGCCUCGGUGAUAUAUAUUCAUUGCUAUUUCUUUUGUAAACAUUUUGUUACUUUGCUUUCUAUUUUAUUGACCGCCAUGAAUGCUAUUACUGUCCUAUAAUAUUUGAUGUGUGCCUUUCCUUUAUAUCAUUGUUCCAAAUAUAUUUGUAUACUUGUGCGA